Molecule: messenger RNA, 3993 nt
Organism: Myotis davidii
Lineage: Eukaryota; Metazoa; Chordata; Mammalia; Chiroptera; Vespertilionidae
Gene: ARVCF
Product: armadillo repeat gene deleted in velocardiofacial syndrome
Exons: 18
Coding region: 1097-3739 (880 amino acids)
Biological process (GO): cell-cell junction assembly; cell-cell adhesion
Cellular component (GO): cytoplasm; adherens junction; nucleus
Molecular function (GO): cadherin binding
Source: RefSeq, a predicted model, not a curated record
GCGCCCAGGACAGGUGCCGACGACAGGGGCGGAGGGCGAAGGCUUCGGGAGCAGCUCCUGUGCAAGAGGGAUGCCGAGUCCGGAGGGGGAAGCCCAGCCAGGCCUCCUGUUCCCUCCUCUCCUCCCUCCCCUUCCGUCACCCCAGCGCCGGUUCAGGCUCCGGGGAGCUCGAAGGAGAUUCCGGAGGGAGAUUUAAGGGAAGCCCUGUCUGCGGCGGCAGCGCAUGUGAGGGGAGGGGUGGGGACGGCCCUGCCCACGUGCAGAGGCGGGUGGGGUCUCCGAGGAAAACCGGGGCUGCCUGCCUUCCAGCGCCGGGGCUGGGGGAGGCCUGUGUGCAGCCGGCACUCCUGCCCAGAGUGGGCGGGGUCCAGUAAUAGGCCCAGAAGCAGGCUGGGUGGAGGAACAACCGCAGGGACCCCUUGUGCUGUCUCCCACACAGCUGCCUCCGGGGACAGCCAGCCAGUCUUGGCCUCCUCUGGAUCCCUGAUGUGGUCCCCAGGGUCUGGCCACUGACUACCCCAGAGAUGAGGUGGUCAAGGGAGGAGCUGGGGAAUUUGGGCCACAGUGUGGCCAAUGGAUGUGGGCUGGGUUUGGGGAAGUUGGGAUGAGUGACAGCCAGCAGCUCUGCUUUUUGUGCCCCACAAUCCUGCUCCCCCAGCCUGCUGGGCACCCACUACCUCUUGGCCUCUCUGCCACUCAGCGUGAGGUUGUGCCCUGGCAGGAGGACUGCCCUCCAGUCCGCCAGGGCUGGGCAGAGGCCAUGGGCACCCAGGGAGAGAGUGUCUGUGGUGGCUAAGGGUUUGCUCCCUGAUGAGAGAGGCCACCCUGGCUUGUCGUUGAGUCCAGCUGGGAUGGCCCUGCUGGUGGGAGGGGGCUGUCACUCCUCCACCCCUCUGUUCGUUCAGCAGCAUCCAUCUUACACCCUCUGGGGGCCUGGCCCUGGGGGGCGGGGUAGGGGAGGCAGGUGUGGGAUCCGUGGACAGAGUGGGACACCUGCCCCUUGGUUCAUUAUUCAUGAAACAGACCACGGGUGCUCAUCUGACAAGUGCAGGUGGUGCAGGAGCAGAGCCCAGGCAGCCAGGUCUCACUGGCCACAAUGCCGGAGGCGCCGGAGGUGCUGGAGGAGACCGUGACGGUGGAGGAGGACCCCGGCACCCCCACCUCCCACGUGUCCAUCGUCAUGUCAGAAGAUGGCACUACGCGGCGCACGGAGACCAAGGUCACCAAGAUGGUCAAGACAGUGACUACACGAACCGUGCGCCAGGUGCCCAUGGGCCCAGACGGCCUCCCCCUCCUGGAUGGUGGCCCCCCUCUAGGACACUUCGGUGAUGGCACCCUGGACCGGCACUUCCUGCUGCGUGGGGGUGGCCCGGCGGCCACGCUCUCUCGAACCUACCUCAGCAGCGGGAGUGGCUUUCCUGACAGCCCCGAGCCCCGGGACAUCCCCAGCUAUGGCAGCCUGUCCCGGGGGCUGGGUGUGCGGCCCCCACGUGGUGGCCCUCUUGGUCCCGGCCCUGGUGAUGGCUGCUUCACGCUGCCUGGCCGCCGUGAAGCCUUCCCCGAGGGCCCAGAGCCUGUGCCGCCGGCCGGUCGCUCCCAGCCCGAGCGCUUCCAGGCAGAGCCAUAUGGCUUGGAAGACGACACACGCAGCCUGGCUGCCGAUGACGGGGGUGGCCCGGAGCUGGAGGCUGACUAUGGCACCGCCACGAGGAGGCGGCCUGAUUGUGGGCGGGGCCUUCGCACUAGGGCCUAUGAAGACGUGGCCGAUGACGGUGGUGAGCUGGUGGAGGAGAGGCCCCCAUUCCCGGCCACAGCAGCACCCCUGGCCCAGCCAGAGCGGGGCAGCCUGGGCAGCCUGGACCGGAUGGUGCGGCGCUCGCCCUCUGUCGACAGCGCCCGUAAAGAGCCACGCUGGCGGGACCCCGAGCUGCCCGAGGUACUGGCCAUGCUGCGGCACCCCGUGGACCCCGUGAAGGCCAACGCAGCUGCCUACCUGCAGCACCUGUGCUUUGAGAACGAGGGUGUCAAGCGGCGUGUGAGGCAGCUGCGGGGGCUGCCCCUGCUUGUGGCUCUGCUGGACCACCCAAGGGCAGAGGUGCGGCGCCGGGCCUGUGGGGCACUGCGCAACCUCUCCUACGGCCGAGACACUGACAACAAGGCCGCUAUCCGGGACUGUGGCGGCGUGCCCGCCCUGGUGCGCCUGCUGCGGGCCGCCCGGGACAAUGAGGUCCGAGAGCUCGUCACAGGCACACUCUGGAACCUGUCAUCCUACGAGCCCCUGAAGAUGGUCAUCAUUGACCAUGGCCUACAGACACUGACCCACGAGGUCAUUGUGCCCCAUUCGGGCUGGGAGCGAGAGCCCAAUGAGGACUCCAAGCCACGGGAUGCCGAGUGGACGACUGUCUUCAAGAACACAUCAGGCUGCUUGAGGAACGUGAGCUCAGAUGGCGCAGAGGCCCGACGGCGACUUCGGGAAUGUGAAGGGCUGGUGGACGCGCUCCUGCAUGCCCUUCAGUCAGCCGUGGGCAGGAAGGACACAGACAACAAGUCGGUGGAGAACUGCGUAUGCAUCAUGCGGAACCUGUCGUACCACGUGCACAAGGAGGUGCCCGGGGCCGACAGGUACCAGGAGGCCGAACCUGGGCCCCUGGGCAGUACUGUGGGCUCCCAGCACCGGAGGCGGGAUGAUGCUGGCUGCUUUGGUGGCAAGAAGACCAAAGAGGACUGGUUCCAUCAAGGGAGGAAGGAUGGUGAGAUGGACCGAAACUUUGACACGUUGGACCUGCCCAAGAGAACGGAGGCCGCCAAAGGCUUUGAGUUGCUGUACCAGCCCGAGGUGGUGCGUCUCUACCUCUCACUCCUCACGGAGAGCCGGAACUUCAACACCCUGGAGGCCGCAGCUGGUGCCCUACAGAACCUCAGUGCUGGCAACUGGAUGUGGGCCACCUACAUUCGCGCCACCGUGCGCAAGGAGCGCGGUCUGCCAGUGCUGGUGGAGCUGCUGCAGUCCGAGACCGACAAGGUGGUGCGCGCUGUCGCCAUUGCCUUGCGGAACCUUUCGCUGGACCGACGCAACAAAGACCUCAUCGGGAGCUACGCCAUGGCCGAGCUGGUGCGGAACGUGCGCAACGCGCAGGCUCCAGCGCGCCCCGGGGCCCGCCUGGAGGAGGACACUGUGGUGGCCGUGCUCAACACCAUCCACGAGAUCGUGUCCGACAGCCUGGACAACGCACGCUCGCUGCUGCAGGCCCGUGGCGUGCCAGCGCUGGUGGCCCUUGGCGGCCACAGCCAAUCGGUGCGCGAGGCGAAGGCUGCGUCCCACGUGCUGCAGACGGUGUGGAGCUACAAGGAGCUGCGUGGAGCCCUGCAGAGGGAUGGCUGGACCAAGGCACGCUUCCAGUCAGCUGCUGCUAAUGCCAAGGGGCCCAAGGGAGCACUGAGUCCCGGAGGGUUUGAUGACAGCACACUGCCGCUGGUGGACAAGAGCCUGGAUGGUGAGAAGCCAGGCAGCCGGGAUGUGAUCCCCAUGGAGGCCCUUGGCCCAGAUGGAUACUCCACGAUGGACCAGAGAGAGUGGAGGGCUCGAGGCAGUGCCCCCGCAGGGGAGACCUCUGAGAAGGAACCGUUGAAACCUGACCCCAGCAGGAAGGCUCCUCCUCCGGGGCCCAGCAGGCCCGCGGUCAGGCUGGUGGACGCUGUGGGGGACGCUAAGCCUCAGCCCGUUGACUCCUGGGUCUAGCUUGCAUGCCUGGGCCUGGGCCCAGCUUUUCAUUCUUAGGCAUCUGAUCAUGGGAAGAAGGGAACUCCAGGGCCAGCCUGCACAGACCCAGCCUCGGAGCUCGGAGCCCCCUGGCGGCAGGGGUCGGCAGUGCCUCUGCGCGGGAUCCAAGGCUGGACUUUCUGGACACGCCUCCCUUCCCACCCCCUCGCUCCCUCCCUCCUAACUCCCUGGGCAGAGUUAGCUGUUUACUGGCGUGCGUGGUGCUGUGUGCA